AUGGCCGCUCGCGGUGUCGACUAUGAAAAGCUCGGCGGGCGCGGGUACGGCUCGAUAAAGUCGUGGGGCCGGGAAGCGGGACAGUUUGCGCUGAGGGAUGAGGUGCCGUCGACCUCGUCCGACGGCUUCGAGGUGGCCACAGUAGCGGGCGGCUGUUUCUGGGGAAUUGAGCUCCGACUGCAGCGGCUCGAUGGCGUCGUCGCGACCUGCGUCGGGUACACGCAGGGGCGCACGCGAGAGCCCACGUACGACGACGUGUGCGGCGGAGGCACGGGCCACACCGAGGCGGUGCAGCUCAUCUAUGACCCAGAGGUCCUCGCGUACUCGACCAUCUGCGAGACGCUGCUCGCGUCGCUCGACCCGACCGCCGUGGACCGGGUGGGCAACGAUUACGGCUCGCAGUACCGACACGGGAUCUACUACCACUCGGACAAGCAGCGCGGGGUGGCAGAGGCGGCGAUCGCGGACGCGCAGGCCAGAGCCGGCCGCCGCAAGGUGGUGACCGAGGUCAGGCCGGCGACGGUCUUUUGGCCCGCCGAGCAGCACCACCAGCAGUACCUGCAGCGCGGCGGCCGGUUCGGCUCGCCCCAGUCGGCGGCGAAGGGCUGCAGCGACCGCGUGCGGUGCUACGGGUGA
Messenger RNA from Emiliania huxleyi CCMP1516, 636 nucleotides. RefSeq names its product methionine sulfoxide reductase. Bases 1 to 636 code for a protein of 211 amino acids. The transcript is spliced from 2 exons. Lineage: Eukaryota; Haptophyta; Isochrysidales; Noelaerhabdaceae. Gene Ontology annotation, molecular function: peptide-methionine (S)-S-oxide reductase activity. The record is from RefSeq and is a predicted model, not a curated record.